AUGGACCUCGCUGAGGCCAUCGAAUACCAUCAAGCUGCCCUAGAAAUUUUCAUCAACAGUCAUCCCCAUCGUUCCACGUCUCUGAACAACCUUGCAGAUUCUCUUCUAAUUCGGUUUGAACGACAUGGACGAGCCGCGGAUCUCGAUGAGGCAAUCAAGCACCAUCGUGCUGCUCUGGAGCUCUGUCCAGAAGGUCACCCUGAUCGUUCUGCAGCACUGAAAAACUUUGCUUCUUCAUUUCUCUCUCGAUUCCAGAAGUUUGGGCUCAUGGAUGAUCUCGAAGAGUGUAUGCAAUUAUUCGAACGUGCUACUGCACAUAGGUUUUCAAGCUUGACAAUGCGUCUCAAGAUCGCUGAUCGGUGGGCUAGCCUCGCUCGAAUUCAUUCCCGUCAUUCCACGUCUAGAGCGUACAAGGUCACAAUGUUACUCUUACAACAUGCUCUCAUCUUCAGUCCCAUUCUUCAUGCACAGCACGACUUCCUCAGCUAG
Molecule: messenger RNA, 489 nt
Organism: Fomitiporia mediterranea MF3/22
Lineage: Eukaryota; Fungi; Basidiomycota; Agaricomycetes; Hymenochaetales; Hymenochaetaceae
Exons: 1
Coding region: 1-489 (162 amino acids)
Molecular function (GO): protein binding
Source: RefSeq, a predicted model, not a curated record